Molecule: messenger RNA, 3398 nt
Organism: Chenopodium quinoa (quinoa)
Lineage: Eukaryota; Viridiplantae; Streptophyta; Magnoliopsida; Caryophyllales; Amaranthaceae
Exons: 5
Coding region: 1046-3127 (693 amino acids)
Source: RefSeq, a predicted model, not a curated record
GUAUUAAACGUCUUUACACAAAAUUAUGAUAAAAUACUUAACAAAAAGUCAAAGAUGAAAAAAGAACAAAGAGAAUACAGGUACAAAACUUGUCAAAAUUACAACUUUUUAUUAUGGGUUCACAUAAAAUUCUUUAACGAUUUCGUGUCCUGAAGAAUUGAGACCUCAAAAAGUAGAGUUAACUUAGUAAGCCAUAAUUUGAUUUGUGAUAAUUAUAAUUACGGUACUACUAUGAUUUAUGCUUAAAUGAAGCUAAACUUAAGAUAAAAAAAAAAAAAAAAAAAAAAAAAGAAUAAUAAUGGUAAUUAAUGUGGGAAUCUUAACAAACAAAAUUAAGACAAAACGAGCCGUUGGAGAGUUAUUAGAGUUCCAUUAAAGGCAGUGAAAUAACAACAGUUAGUAAAUUGUACAGUACUGGAAUUUCUGCUUGGGUCCCCACCCUUCUCCCAAUUCUUACUGACACCUUUGAAUUUUCUCAGAGGAAGGUUUUCCCUCUUGGCUCUUCUCCUCUCCACUCAAACAAACAUCCUCCCUUUUCCAUUAAUUUAACUUUUCCCAUAUAAUCCCUAUUAUUUCUUAUUACUACUGCAUGUUACGGAUUCUAAUAAACUUACCUAAAACUUGUGGUCAAAUUUUGUCAUCCUUACUUGAUUAGGUAAUCAAUCCGCUACUCUACUCAACACAUAUUCAUAGAUUACGAUUAUAUUUAGUGUUGGUUAGAUUAUCAUACAUUAAUCAAAAGCUCACUACAAGUACUAGUACUAAAAAUGAGUAAUUUAUCUACUUACUCGUAGUAGAUUAACCAAAAUAUUUUCAUUAGUGAACAGUAAUUAGUAAUUGCACACUUUUCGAGGCCUCAUAUAUCAUCUCUCUCACUCUUUUCACUGCUUUUUUUUUUUUUUUUUUUUUUCAACUUUAAAAUCACUUUUCCCACUAAUACCACCAUCAUUCUACAUGUCAGCUAAAUCUCCCUAAACCCUCAUAACCUCAUUAUUCUCAAAAUUUCUUACAUUUCCCUCAAAAUCAAAACUUUUUUUUUAAAAAAAUGGGAAGUUCAAACUCAAGACCAGAAAAAACAGCAGCACUAGGAAUGUGUAAGCAAAGAAAACGCCUAAUUAACCAAGCAAUUAACUCAAGAUACAAUCUAGCAGCUGCUCAUAUUUCCUACAUUCAAUCCCUCAAAAACAUCGGCAUUUCACUUCGUCGAUUUGCAGAAGCUGAAGUUUUGAUUGAAUCUUCAAUUUCUCUCUCUCCUACUCACAACACUGAUCAACUCGACAAAACCCCUUCUCAUCACUCUUCUUCUUACCACCCUUCUCCUUCCCUUGACGAUGUUGUCGAGGUUUGUUCCUCGGAACCCAGAUUAAGCUGCAUGAAAUCCGGCGUUGUCGGCGGAAGUGGCGGUGUUGCUGUUACUUUAAGGUAUAAUCCUAGUACCAACAUUCAUAGCUUCGUUGAUAAUAAUGAUGAUGAUUCCUUGGUUUUUCCGAUGCCUCCGCCGCCACCUCCGCCGCCGCCGCUUAUUCCUGAAUCGGAAGCUUCUUGGGAUUACUUUGAGCCCGCAGAAGAAAAGCCCAAGCCCGAACCCGGAUCCGAACCCGAACCCGAGAGUUUUCGGUUUGUGGGUUUGGGUUGUAAUGGGCCUGAAAGUGGUAGUGGUGGGAGUAUUAGGUUGUGGGGUGAAGAGGGUAGUGUUGGAAAUUUACAAAAGGUUGAGGGUGGUGUUAGUAAAAUAGGGGGUGGUGAUAGUAAUUCUGGGCAAAAGGGGAAAGAAUUGGGUGAAGAAAGGGAGGAUCCGUCUGAAUAUAUAACACAUAGAGCUAAGGAUUUUGUGUCAAGUAUUAAGGAUAUUGAGCACCGGUUUUUUAGAGCUUCUGAAUCGGGUAAAGAGGUUGCUAGGAUGUUUGAAGCUAAUAAAAUUCGGGUCGGGUAUGCCGAGGCUAAAGGAGGCUCGUCUUCAUCGGAGUUUUUAGCGGCUUGUCCUUUGGUUUUUUGUCGUGGCAAAAGUGUUCAUGCUGCUAAUGAUCUUCAGCAACAAAAUGUGCCCAAGGUGAUUGUAUGGAACAGGUCUACAUCUUCACAAUCGUCAUCAUCGAGGAAUCCUCUUGCCUCUGCAUCUAAAGAUGAUGCUGAUGACAGCGGUAGUGAGUGUGUAGAAGAUUUUUGCAUGAUUGCGGGAAGUCAUUCCUCCACUCUAGACAGGCUCUAUGCAUGGGAGAGAAAGUUAUAUGAUGAAGUCAAGGCCAGUGAAGUCAUCAGGAAGCAGUAUGAAAGGAAGUGUGAUCAACUCCGGCAUCAGUUUGCAAAGGAUGUUAGUACUCAUGUAAUCGACAAAACCAGAGCAGCUGUAAAAGAUCUGCACUCACGUAUAAGAGUGGCCCUUCAUGCUGUUGAUUCCAUAGCAAAGCGCAUUGAGAAAAUGAGAGAUGAAGAAUUACAGCCCCAACUUACUGAAUUGAUUACAGCAUUUAUAAGGAUGUGGAAAGCCAUGUUGGAAAGCCAUCAUGCACAAUACAUAACAAUAUCAUUGGCUUACCAUGCUAAGACUGCUAUGGGGACUUUGGGAAGCGAAGCUCAUAAGCAAAUAAUGUCUCAACUCCAGUAUGAAUUCGAGUGCUUUGGUCUCAGUUUCGCUGACUGGAUGAAUAGCCUCACAUCAUACGUGGAAGCAAUCAAUGGGUGGCUGCAAAACUGUGUGCUGCAGCCACAGGAACGUGGUCGAGGUAGCAGAAGGCCAUUCUCCCCUCGUCGUGUCGUGGCCCCACCGAUAUUUGUCCUCUGCCGAGAUUGGUCGGCAGGGAUCAAAGCAUUGCCUUCUGAAGAGGUCAGUGAUGCAAUUAAAAACUUCUUGUCCGACCUGCAACAGCUGAUAAAGCAACAGCAGCAAGCAGAGGAGAAAAAGGAGAGAGCAGUUUCAGAAAGCAAUGGUGAAAUACAAGGGAAGGAUGAAGAUGCCAAUGAGGGUAAAUCUGAGAAUUUGGGCUCUAUCCACACAAGUUUAACAAAGGUGCUCGAUAAACUAACCAAAUUCUCCGAGGCUUCCCUGAAACUCUACGAGGAUAUUAGACAGAAAAAUGAAGCAGCUCGUCUUGCAUAUUUGAAUCCUAGACCACCUUUCAGAUACUGAAACUCUGAAAGGUCCAUGUAAUUACUACUGAAAAUAUAUCUGAGCGUUUUGCUUCUAAUACACCAAGUUUGAGAGUCUGCAGCAUCUGCAAGACUGCUAGAACAAUUAGCCAGAAAAGCAUUCAUCAUCUCAAAUUAGUGCUUGUCUUUUCAUCCCUAUUUAAUAUCGAGUUUGAUGAUUAAAAUGCAUUCACAUCAUCUGUUAUCCGAACAGGCACUUGGUCUGCAGGAAAGGGUCACGUAAAUAAAGACUGUUGACAUUGAUUGGGAAA